CCCCGGGAAGGCAAUUUGGCGGGUGAUCGACCUGUUGUUGUGUUGACUGACCGCUUUCCUACCGACCGACUCUCCGGUGCUCACCAGCUGCUGUCAGACAACCAGAACUUACACCCAUGGCUCCGGUGUCCAACCCCGACAAAGACACGGAGGCUCAGGAAGCCGAGGAUGGAGGGGACUCCUGCGGUCUGGCCAAGUCUCGCUCCCGGCGGGAGAAGAAGGAGAAGGUGGGCAGGAAGUCUGCGCUGGAGCAGCUGAAGAAGGCCAAGAAGGGGGAGAAGGUCAAAUAUGAAGUGGAGGAGCUCACCAGUGUUUACGAGGAGGUGGACGAGGAUCAGUACUCAAAGAUGGUACGAGACCGACAAGAGGAUGACUGGAUUAUUGACGAUGAUGGGACAGGAUAUGUGGAGGACGGUCGAGAAAUCUUCGAUGACGAUUUGGAUGAUGACGUAGUGGAAAACAAAAAAGGAAAAGCAGGUGCUAAAGGAGCAGACUCGAAGAAAAAUGCUAAGAAAGCUGCCGUCUCUAAGCCCAACACCAUUAAGAGCCUCUUCAUGAACAGUAAUGUCAAGCGGCCGGCUGAGAAAGACGUUGACCUUUCCAAAGACGACUUAUUAGGAGACAUCCUACAGGACCUGCACUCUGAGAAACCAAAUCCUUUGGCGCCUCCGCCUGUGAUGGCUCUGAAGAAAAAGAAGUCUCUUGGAUCACCCUUGAAUCCGUUUUCCAUCAAAUCUCAAAUCCCAAAGGAGUCACCCUCGGCUACAGGGCUAAAGUCCAAAGUGAUCCGCCCGCCGCCUUCUCACCCGAGCCCAAGGACAUCAGCUUGUCCUCCUCCCUCCAAACCUGCUCUUCCUUCAGAGAGGCAGCGGGUGAAAGUGAAGGAGCUGGAUGAAGAGGAAGUAGAUGACUCUCUGGCGUUUGAUGGUGUGGACUUCGAUGAGCCGAUGGAGGUUGGACUGGAGGAGCAGAAGCCUGCAGUUACUGAGGAUGCUGAACUUGGAUCUAAAGUCGGAGCGGUGGCUGCAGUGAAAUUGGAGCCCAAAGAAGAGUGUCCGGAUCCCGUCCUCUUGUCGAGCAGGAUCGGAGGCUCCUGGGGACAAGAGGAGGAGGGCGGAGUCACUGAGGCUCAAGCAGAGGUACUGGUCGACUCCAGCAAACUCCCCCUAGUGGAAGGGGCAGACGGGGAGCAGGUAUUCCGUUUCUAUUGGUUGGAUGCAUUCGAAGAGCCGUACAGUAAGCCAGGUGUGGUGUACCUGUUCGGAAAAGUGUGGAUCGAAUCUGCAAAGUCUCACGUCAGCUGCUGUGUUUCCGUCAAGAACAUCGAGCGGACCAUGUACCUGCUGCCUCGGGAAUACAAAGUAAAUCCUAAGACUGGGGAGGUGUCAGAUACUCCUGUCGCAAUGAUGGACGUUUACCAGGAGUUAAACGAGCUCUCUGAGAAGUUCAGGAUUAUGAAGUUCAAGUCCAAGAAAGUGGACAGGAACUACUCCUUUGAAAUUCCUGAUGUGCCCAGUCAGUCUGAAUACCUGGAAGUCCGAUAUUCUGCUGAGUUUCCUGCUCUGCCUACUGACCUGAAGGGGGCAACCUUUUCCCACAUUUUCGGUACCAACACCUCCAGUCUAGAGCACUUCCUCCUCAGCAGGAAGAUCAGAGGGCCUUGCUGGCUCGACAUCAAGACUCCACAGCUGAUGAGCCAGCCGGUGAGCUGGUGUAAGGUGGAAGCUCUGGCCCUGAGAAGUGACCUGGUCACUGUGGUUAAAGACCUGACUCCUCCUCCCAUCACUGUCAUGUCCAUCAGCCUCAAGACAAUUCAGAACACCAAGACGCACCACAAUGAGAUUGUGUCUCUGGCUGCACUCGUUCACUAUGAGUUCCAUAUGGAUAAAGCUGCACCUCGACCUCCCUACCAGACCAACUUCUGUGUUGUCAGUAAACCAGCAGACUGCAUCUUCCCGUACGACUUCAAAGAGGCGAUCAGGAAGAAGAAUGGAAAGGUGGAGAUAGCUGCCACAGAGCGAACUCUGCUCGGCUUCUUCUUGGCCAAGAUGCACAAGAUUGACCCCGAUGUGCUGGUGGGCCACGACAUCUUUGGUUUUGACCUGGAAGUGCUCCUGCAGAGGAUCACCGUGUGCAAGGUUCCGCACUGGUCGAAGAUUGGACGCCUUCGGAGGGCCAAUAUGCCCAAAUUAGGUGGUCGUGGUUCCUUUGCAGAGAAGAGCGCAACAUGUGGCCGACUGGUGUGCGAUGUGGAGAUCUCAGCCAAGGAGCUAAUUCGCUGUAAAAGCUAUCACCUGACUGAGCUGACUGCACAGGUGCUGAAGACGGAGAGAGUCACCGUCCCGCAGGAAGAGAUCAAAAACCUCUACAGUGACUCUCCUCACCUGCUCUACCUGUUGGAGUUGACAUGGACGGACGCCAAGCUGAUCCUCCAGAUCAUGUGUGAGCUCAACGUGCUGCCGCUGGCCCUGCAGAUCACCAACAUCGCCGGCAAUGUCCUGUCUCGUACUUUGAUGGGCGGUCGCGCCGAGAGGAAUGAGUUCCUGCUGCUUCAUGCCUUCCAUGAGAAAAAUUACAUUGUCCCGGACAAACCCUCCUUCAAAAAGGCCCAGCUGGCGAUGCUCGAUGGAGAGGAUGACGUGGAUGCAGGGAAAAACAAGCGGAAGAAGAAGGCAGCUUAUGCUGGAGGUCUAGUGCUGGAUCCUAAAGUUGGUUUCUAUGAUAAGUUUGUACUGCUGCUCGACUUCAACAGCCUGUAUCCCUCAAUCAUCCAGGAGUUCAACAUCUGCUUCACCACUGUACAGAGGGAAGCUCAGAACACUCAGAAGAAGAACGAGGUGAACGAGCCAGAGGAGAUUCCCGAGGUUCCAGAUUCCACCCUGGAAAUGGGAAUCCUGCCAAAGGAAAUCAGGAAGCUGGUUGAGCGCAGAAAACAAGUGAAACAGCUGAUGAAACAGCAAGACCUCAACCCGGACCUUUACCUGCAGUACGACAUCCGUCAGAAGGCUCUGAAGCUGACGGCUAACAGCAUGUACGGCUGCCUGGGAUUCAGCUUCAGCCGUUUCUACGCCAAGCCACUUGCUGCCCUUGUCACACACAAGGGUCGAGAGAUUCUGAUGAACACAAAAGACCUGGUUCAGAAGAUGAAUCUGGAAGUCAUCUACGGAGACACGGACUCAAUUAUGAUCAACACCAACAGCCGGUCUUUGGAGGAGGUCUUCAAACUCGGCAAUAAGGUAAAAGCUGAAGUGAACAAGCUCUACAAACUGCUGGAGAUUGACAUCGACGGCGUGUUUAAGUCCCUCUUACUGCUGAAGAAGAAGAAAUACGCAGCCUUGGUUGUGGAGAAUCACGGCGAUGGACAGUACACCGUCAAGCAGGAGCUCAAAGGGCUGGAUAUUGUCCGCAGAGAUUGGUGUGACCUGGCCAAGGAAUGUGGCAACUACGUGAUUGGUCAGAUCUUGUCGGACCUGAGUCGUGAUGUCAUUGUGGAGAACAUCCAGAAACACCUGGUGGAGACGGGAGAGAAGGUAGCAGAUGGAACCAUACCUCUGAACCAGUAUGAGAUAAACAAGGCACUGACUAAAGAUCCUCAGGACUACCCAGACAAGAAGAGCCUCCCUCACGUCCACGUGGCUCUAUGGAUGAACUCUCAGGGCGGGCGGGUCAAAGCUGGAGAUACAGUUUCUUACAUCAUCUGUAAGGAUGGCUCCACACUCGCAGCCAGUCAGAGAGCCUACGCUUUGGAGCAACUCCAGAAGCAGGAGGGUCUCAGUCUGGACACUCAGUACUACCUGGCCCAGCAGGUCCACCCCGUGGUGUCUCGCAUCUGUGACCCCAUUGAGGGCAUUGACAGCGUGCUCAUAGCCACGUGGCUGGGUCUUGACCCCAGCCAGUUCCGGGCUCAGCAGCAGCACCAGAGAGAGGAGGAGGCUGACGGCAUGCUGGGAGCUCCGGUCCAGCUGACUGAUGAAGAGCGCUACAAAGACUGUGAGAGGUUCACUUUCACCUGCCCACAGUGUGGCACUGACAACAUCUACGACAACGUCUUUGAAGGAGCUGGUUCAAAUUUGGAGCCCGGCUUAAUGCGAUGUUGUCACAACCCCUGUGGGAGCUGCCCCAUCGACUUCACCGUCAACAUUAGCAACAAACUGCUACUAGACAUCCGUCGCUACAUCAAGAAAUACUACUCUGGCUGGUUGGUGUGCGAGGACCUGACCUGUCAGAACAGGACCAGACGUUUACCCAUCGCCUUCUCCCGCCACGGACCCAUCUGCCCCGCCUGCACCAGGGCGACACUCAGACCUGAGUACUCCGAGAAGGCCCUUUACAACCAGCUCUGCUUCUACAGAUUCAUCUUUGACUGGGACUAUGCCGUUACCAAAGUCCUGCAGGGUGAUGAGAAAACUCUUGUUUCCCGGUGGAACAGGGAGAAGGAAGUGUAUCGCAGGCUGAAGGAUGUGUCGGACAAAGCCUUGGCCACCAGCGGCUACUCGGAGAUUAACCUGGCCAAACUCUUCCAGGCCUUCUCCACCCUCAAGUAAAACAAUACACACACACGUCUGCCAAAGACCACCACCAGGCGGCCUUGACGUCUGACUCGGAGCUGGACAUUCACACAAUCAGCCAGAUGUGUUCUCUACAGGUUUUUUUUUGGGGGGGGGGUUGAUGAUAGCAGGUAUGAAUGAUUUUGGGCUCUGACCUUCAUAUCACCCUCCCUGGACCUAAUGGGCUUGUUGUAUGGCUUAAAAUCAAAUCACACCUUUCUCCUCCACCACACAUAGGCACUCGAUCCGCGCACACACACGCGCAUGCUCUUGUGGCCUGACCCCAUCACUCUGCCGCUAAAGGGGGAGCAGCAAUCAUACUUAAAUGAAAGUCUAUUGUGUGUGUGGAGGCUGGCUGUGUCCAGAUGUGUGUGUGAAUGCGAGUGCGCGUAAAAAAUGACUUAUUCUCGGUGCAGCCAGCGUCCUCCAAAAGCCGCUAAUUAGCCAAUGAUAGUGACUCUGGCCACUAAGACCACUGGAUGCCAGCAGCGAUCGGACACUUGUUCUGAUUACCACCAUUCAUCCCCGAAUGUGCGAGCGUGCACGUGUGAGCGCGCGUGCACGCUCCCGUGUGUCGGAUCAGGAGAUGAAAGGAAGAAGCGAGGAGGAUGCAGGGAGUGACGGGGUGAAGGAGGCCACACGCGCUGCUCCCUCGCUCUUUUGUCUCCAUAUCGAACAGCUCAUCUCCUUCUCCUCCGCUGCCUCUGUUUAACCGAUGUCAUUUCAUCCAUUUCACUCCUCACUUCCACCCCCCCCGGCCCCCUCCUCUCUGUGCAGAUUGUGUUUUAAUGUGUGUCAUUUUCCGUGUGUCCAGUUCAUAUUGCUCAGUAGGGUUUGUGUAAUGAUUUUUUUUGUUGUUGUAAUAACUAGAAUAUUCCAUGUUGGGUGUUUUUGAUAUUGAUGAAAAUCUUUUUGAUACUGAAACUUCAAUAAAAAAGCUAAA
Molecule: messenger RNA, 5490 nt
Organism: Pleuronectes platessa (European plaice)
Lineage: Eukaryota; Metazoa; Chordata; Actinopteri; Pleuronectiformes; Pleuronectidae
Gene: pola1
Product: polymerase (DNA directed), alpha 1
Exons: 37
Coding region: 117-4544 (1475 amino acids)
Biological process (GO): lagging strand elongation; mitotic DNA replication initiation; DNA replication
Cellular component (GO): alpha DNA polymerase:primase complex
Molecular function (GO): chromatin binding; DNA-directed DNA polymerase activity; single-stranded DNA binding
Source: RefSeq, a predicted model, not a curated record